Molecule: messenger RNA, 1872 nt
Organism: Emericellopsis cladophorae
Lineage: Eukaryota; Fungi; Ascomycota; Sordariomycetes; Hypocreales; Bionectriaceae
Product: Homeobox protein-like protein
Exons: 3
Coding region: 1-1872 (623 amino acids)
Biological process (GO): cell differentiation; regulation of transcription by RNA polymerase II
Molecular function (GO): RNA polymerase II cis-regulatory region sequence-specific DNA binding; DNA-binding transcription factor activity, RNA polymerase II-specific
Source: RefSeq, a predicted model, not a curated record
AUGGCAACUGAGAUGGAAUCAUCCAUGGGCCUUCCACAUGUCGAACCUAUCAGCACCCCUGGCUCGCACACAGAUUUCGAUGCCAACACCAACGCGCCGACACCGGCAUCGGCUGCCCCCAGCAAGCAGACGCCAUCUCCAUCCACUUCGAAUGGCGGCAACACUUCGGCCGGUACCUCCAGGAGGGCUCCGAGGAAGUCCACCUUGACUCAGCAGCAAAAGAACCAGAAGCGGCAACGUGCGACACAGGAUCAACUGGCUACCCUUGAGAUCGAGUUCAACAAGAACCCGACGCCCACUGCGCUUGUCCGCGACCGUAUAGCUGAGGAGAUCAACAUGACCGAGCGAUCUGUCCAGAUCUGGUUCCAAAACCGACGUGCGAAGAUCAAGAACCUUGCCAAGAAGAGCCUGGAGACCGGCGAAGACAUUGACGCCAUACCCGAGUCCAUGCGCGCUUAUCUGGCCAUGCAAGCCAUGGAGUCCGGGAAAGGUCUCGGUGGCAACUACUUUGGCCGUACUGGUCUGUCGCCAUUCGGUCAUGGAGGCAUGCUCAUUGGAGACCCGAACGCCAAAGUUUUGAUCAACCACCUGACUUGUCGUUCUCUAAGCGUCGGCGAGUGGACACGCGUCGGUCAGAACGCCAUGGACCUCGUCGUCUUCUAUUCUCCCGACAAGGGUACCAUUACCUAUUACAUCAACAACGAACAGGCUGGUUACAAGAUUGAGUACCCGUUCGCCUAUGUGAAGAACAUUUAUCUCGAAAACAACGAGACAGACCCUUCCAAGAUGGGUGGCAUCGUGAUCGAACUUACGCGGCCACCGCACUUCUUCAUGGACUGCUCCAACGGGGCAGGGUUCUCUCAGGUCGGUGACUUUACUCAAGACCAGCAAGCGAGUCAUUGUCUCAUGCACCACCUCGGAGGCAACCCCAAGGUGUUGAGCGGACAGCUAGCCAAGCUGGUGUCUCUCGAGACGUUCAUGAACCGCCACAAUCCUCACCAGAUGGCAAUGGGACAUCCAUUCCAGGACCCCCAUGCGAUCUCCAUCUCGGCGCCCGUCUCGCCCCAGGCCCGUCCCUCUUCACAACCCAACUUCAAUCACCCGCCGCCAGUCAACAUGUUCCCCGAGCAAUGGGGCAUGCAUCAGAUGCAUUCGGGCAUGCGCCCGCCUCAAGGCCACAAGCGUCAGCGCUCUCGCUCUGUGCCCGGACCUGUCGACUUUGCCAUGUUCCAGAACCAGCCAAUGCCCUCAUUCUACAUCCAGCCUCCCGGCGACAUGGGGCCUCCCCAGCACAACCCGCACAUCUACGCCCCUGUGCCCCAUCAGCCGACCCAUGUCAACACAAACCUGCGAAUCGACACACAGGCAGGCUUUGGACUCGACAUGCGCCAGUACCCCAUGUCUGCCACGACGGCAUCACCUUCAGAGUUCCCGCAAAGCCCCGGCUUCUUCCCUCCAACUCACCAAGACGCGGGGGUGAUGCCUCCGCCAACGAACUAUGCUGGACCUUCCUACAACCAGGGAUACCUGUCCCCCAUGCCUGGGGCUGAGGGCAAUACCCCGGGGCCGACCUCGAUGCAAUACCACAGUCCAUCUGAGCCUUCAAUUGUCGAGCAGUCUCCCCCAAUGGGCAUGGUGGGGCGGUCCGGCUCUGCUGAUGUGUAUGCUGGCAACGACGGCUCCUGUGCCGUGUCUGAGGAUGGCCACAGCCUUCACGACAUGUACUCGAAACACGCUCUCAAUCUUCCGAUGCAGUCUCAAUCACCGGCUUACGGACAAGCUCAACAAAACGAGCUUGAUAUGGACCAACUCGUUUCGUUCGACCACGUUGAUCCUACAAGUCUUUCGCCCGAGCCCUCGGCUUCCCACUGA